Messenger RNA from Aspergillus clavatus NRRL 1, 651 nucleotides. Its product is annotated as adenine phosphoribosyltransferase APT1. Gene Ontology annotation, biological process: AMP salvage; adenine salvage. Gene Ontology annotation, molecular function: adenine binding; adenine phosphoribosyltransferase activity; AMP binding. Bases 1 to 651 code for a protein of 216 amino acids. Gene Ontology annotation, cellular component: cytoplasm. NCBI's taxonomy places the organism in Eukaryota, Fungi, Ascomycota, Eurotiomycetes, Eurotiales, Aspergillaceae. The transcript has 2 exons. The record is from RefSeq and is a predicted model, not a curated record.
AUGUCCCAAUCAGCCUCGUCUCAGCCCACCCAAACUCCUGAUGCCGCCGCCCAAGUCGCCGGACACCCCUCCUCCCAUCCCUCCCGCACCACCGAACUCGCCGGUCUUAAAGUAAGACUUCGCGCCGCUCUGCGCCAAUUCCCCGACUUUCCCUCUCCUGGUAUUCUCUUCGAAGAUAUCCUCCCUAUCUUCGCCGACCCCACUCUGCACGAAGCCCUCCUUCGAUGCCUUGAGCUGCAUAUUCUCGAGGUCCACGGUAACCAGAAGCCUGAUGUUAUCGUUGGUCUGGAGGCUCGUGGCUUCCUUAUCGGCCCCAGUCUGGCUUUGAGACUUGGCGCUAGCUUUGUCCCUGUUCGCAAGCAGGGUAAGCUGCCUGGUCCCUGCGAGACCCAGGCCUAUGACAAGGAGUACGGCCAGGACUUCUUCCAGAUGCAGUCCGAUUCCAUCAAGCCUGGACAGAAGGUGAUUGUCGUGGAUGACAUUAUCGCGACUGGUGGCUCCGCAUAUGCCGCUGGAGAGCUCAUCAAGAGAAUGGGUGGUGACCUCAUGGGUUUCAUCUUCAUCCUUGAGCUGGAGUUCCUCAAGGGAAGGGACAAGCUCCCCGCCCCUGUGUACACUCUUCUUUCCGGCCAAGAGAGCAAGCUUCUGUGA